Molecule: messenger RNA, 668 nt
Organism: Bombyx mori (domestic silkworm)
Lineage: Eukaryota; Metazoa; Arthropoda; Insecta; Lepidoptera; Bombycidae
Exons: 2
Coding region: 74-523 (149 amino acids)
Source: RefSeq, a predicted model, not a curated record
AAAUCGCAAACUGUCAUUUUAUAUAUUUGCUAUAAAAAUAUACUGGACUUCCAAAUAGAGUAAAAGAAAAGAAAUGAUAUCUAAGUUAUGGCGCGCCGCUGCUUCCAUACACCCGAAUGUGCUUGUAAUAAGAAAAGUUACCCCUCGAGUUUUCGGAGUCAGACGAAUGGAUCUAUUGCCUCCGAACCAGUAUAAGAUUCCAUUGCCAAGGAAACUGAAGCUGACCUACGCUAUGAGGGUUUACUGGGAGAUCAUACCGCUGGUGCUCACAUCGACGUUCAGUAUAACUUUAUUGUUUUUGGGUAUAGCUUGGUCCUUAACGAAUAAGAUGGAUGUGGUCUACUCAACGCACAAUCGCGACAAUAUAUCCAGAACUAUGGACCUUCGGAAUCCUUCCGUCCACAAGGUCAUGCUCGUCAACCAGCGCUACGAGCCCUGGCCGGAAAUGCAGGACGUUCUGGACAAGAUGAAAAUGGCCGAGAAAAGAUCUCUAGCUAGGGCCCAAACUUGCAAUCAAUCCUAGUUUUUUUUUCAACUCAUUUUUGAUGUGUGUCUAUGUUUUCUUUUGUACUUCUUUUCUUGUAAUCCAUAUUGUGUAAUAGGUUACUUUAGAUCGUUUAUUGAAUGUUUUUUUUAUAAAGACAAAUUACAGAAGUGCUUCUUUCCAA